AUGUCGGAAAAGGAUAAGAUGGCCAAGUACCGGACCGAGAUCCAACAGAUGAUGUUUGUCUCCGGGGAGACCGGCGAGCCCUCACCCGAAACAACCACUCUGAUCGAGUCGAUUGUGCAAGACCAAGUGCAGCACAUGCUGCGAGAAUGCACGGUGCUCGCAACGCGGCGCGGCUCAAAAUCGAUAGCUACGGACGACCUGUUCAUGCUGAUCCGGCACGACCGGGCCAAAAUCUCGCGGCUACGCCACUUUCUGCAAUGGAAAGACGUGCGGCGCUCGGUCAAAGACUCGGACGACAAAGGCGGCGAUGCAGGUGCCGACGUGGGAGCCGGCGAUGCCGACAUUGCCGCUGGCGUCGUAGGCGCAGGCGGACCUGGGGCCGCGCCCGUCGACGCGUCCAAGAAGGCCAAGCGGGCCAAAGUCGAUCUGGUCUGGGACGUGCAAUCCUUCUUCACGGAGAUCCCGCCACAAAAAGACGACGUGGAAGACGAGGAGGAAGAGGAAAUGAACUACGCGACGCUGCAGCGCCUGAAAAACGCAGACGAACGCACAAAGAACAUGACGCGCGAGGAAUACGUGCACUGGUCCGACUGCCGCCAGGCCUCCUUCACCUACCGCAAAGGCAAGCGCUUCAAGGAGUGGGCGGGUUUCGGCCUUAUUACCGAUUCAAAGCCCUCGGACGACAUCAUUGACAUCCUGGGCUUCCUGACCUUUGAGAUUGUCCAGACGCUCACAGAGGAGGCGCUCAAGGUCAAGGAUGCAGAGGACUUGUACAAGAAGAACCAUGGCGGAGAGCAGAAUCGCCUCAAGCGCAAGAGGGAGAGGGGCUUGUUCGAUCCCCCAGAGGAGGCUAGGGAGCCUGUUCAACCAGUCCAUGUGCAGGAGGCUUACCGCCGGCUCCAGAGGGGCAACAACAAGGCCAAGGCCAUGCUCAACUUCACCAGGAACGUGCAUAGAAGCGCGCUGAAAUUGGUGAGUACUGCCCAGCGUGCGUGUGUGCGAGAGUCUGUGCUGACUAUAUGCAGAUUUAGGGACAAGGCGAGGCGCUGGAGUUGGCACUGGAUAUGGCGUUUACAUUAG
Messenger RNA from Exserohilum turcica Et28A, 1080 nucleotides. RefSeq lists its product as uncharacterized. The transcript is spliced from 2 exons. Lineage: Eukaryota; Fungi; Ascomycota; Dothideomycetes; Pleosporales; Pleosporaceae. Gene Ontology annotation, biological process: transcription by RNA polymerase II. Gene Ontology annotation, molecular function: transcription coregulator activity; protein heterodimerization activity. Bases 1 to 1080 code for a protein of 359 amino acids. The record is from RefSeq and is a predicted model, not a curated record. Gene Ontology annotation, cellular component: SAGA complex.